Molecule: messenger RNA, 464 nt
Organism: Paramecium sonneborni
Lineage: Eukaryota; Ciliophora; Oligohymenophorea; Peniculida; Parameciidae
Source: the annotation of a GenBank genome assembly
AUGCAUUCAGUUAGAACUUUGAAUAAAUAGUCAUCAUUAUAAGCCAUAGAAAAUAUGCAAUUUAAUUAAGUAUUGGAUAAAAAAAUAAAAAUUUUAAUAUUAAUAUGUGAAUUUAUCAAUAAUAACUUUAGAUUGAGCUGUCAGAAAUAAAGAAAUAUUAAAGAUUAGAAUAUUAUAACUGAAAACUUAAUCCUAAAUUUCAUAAGCAGGAAAAAAGUAAGUUUUAGAAGAAUCAAAAAUCUUACUAAGGGACAUACUGCUAUUGUUAAUAUGAAAAUUAAUGAUAUAGACAAACGAAAACCUGUAAAUGAAGAAUUAAAUCUAAAAGAUCAGAUAAGCUUACUUUUCUAAGUAAAAAUGAUAAGUAAGUUCUUAAAGCUGUUGAACAGAAAAUGGAAUUGUUAUUAAAUUUUAAGUACAGCUUUCCAUUUCAUAUGAUAUCUAUCGAGAGAAUAUAUAUUAUA